AUCCGACAGUGAUUAUAGAAAUUUAAUGAUUCUGAUUGGGAGUAGUGGCUGAUUGAAGCCAUUUUUAUAAAAUCCUACGAAUUGCAUCCGAUGUUCACUUUCUCAAAAUUUGACGACAUUGUUAGCCUUUUUGCUAUUCGUUCUUAUUUAUUCCUAUGAGCGUGUAAAUCUUUUUGAGAAUACCUGGCAACCUUGGGCAUAACGCUUCGAGACCCGUAACGUCAACGAAUAAAACAAUCAAAUUUGGCCAAAUCAAGAAAGAGAAGUGGAAUCAAAACAAUUGACAUCUGCUGAAUAUCGAAAACGCGUAGCGAUACACACUAGACACUACUACUGAUUGUGAAAAUGGUUUACAUUCAUUUUCCAUCGAACUUAACCGAGGAAGAACUGAUGCUGCAAGCCAAAUAUGCAAAGCUUAGAAAGAAGAAAAAAGCACUCCAAGCACUCAAGGCGCCGAAACAGGAACCGGAAAAGAAUCUGUUGCCUAAACGCCCAACCGAUGCACGAGAUGCGCGUGAGGUGGCUCGAAAGCUGCUGAAAAGCGGCGCCAUACAAGCCAUACAGAAACCACAGCCCAAACAGGAAGGUUCGUUUAAGCGACCUAAAGGACAGGAGCGAAAACGAACUCAACCGGAAAUGUCACCAGCCGGUCAGUAUCAAUCGUUCGGUGCAUCUACAGAGUAUGAAAGCGCCAGCUCGACUGCUUCAACGUCCAGUGUAGUGGGCACACCUACCAUACCGGUCGAAAGGCCCAACAGUCCGGUGGAGAAAGAAACCAGCCGCGUACAGAACCUCUACCAGCAGUUUGCAAAUGAACGUGAUAAGGUGGACGAUCAGGUGGACAAAUCGAAGCCGGGCGUCGAUGCAUCGAAAGACAAACCGCGAUCCGGUAAUACCGUGUACGUUUCCGGCAACAAGGUGACGGAGAACUUUCUCAAGAAGCACUUUAGCGAUUUUGGCGAAAUUCUCAACAUUUCGAUGGAGAUCGAGAAGGGGCGAGGUUUUAUCACGUUCUCCAAGACGGAAUCUGCCGACAAAGCGAUCAGCGACCUUCACUCUAAGACGGUCGGUGGUAUACAGCUGCAGGUGCAAUUAGCACGCCGUCAGCCACAGAUCAAUCCCAUCAACGAUGCUGGCUCUUCGGCUGUAUGGUCCGCACUUGCCACGAACCGGUCGCAAAAGGGAAAGCAUAAGGAUAACCGGGAGCUGGUUUGCUAUGAUCAUGAUGAUAUAUUUUAGGAAGCGCAUUCGUGACGAACACGAAUUAUGGCACAGACUUUAUGUAUGCUAAUGGUAUAGUUUUAAGAGCAUCUAAAAUAAAUUUCGAUCUUAUUUUUCACUCCUA
This is a messenger RNA of Anopheles funestus (African malaria mosquito), 1345 nucleotides long. It is a transcript of the gene Nelf-E, whose product is annotated as negative elongation factor E. The transcript has 2 exons. The record is from RefSeq and is a predicted model, not a curated record. Bases 346 to 1239 code for a protein of 297 amino acids. Gene Ontology annotation, molecular function: RNA binding. Lineage: Eukaryota; Metazoa; Arthropoda; Insecta; Diptera; Culicidae. Gene Ontology annotation, cellular component: NELF complex. Gene Ontology annotation, biological process: negative regulation of transcription elongation by RNA polymerase II.